Molecule: messenger RNA, 1031 nt
Organism: Plectropomus leopardus (leopard coralgrouper)
Lineage: Eukaryota; Metazoa; Chordata; Actinopteri; Perciformes; Serranidae
Gene: dnajc9
Product: DnaJ (Hsp40) homolog, subfamily C, member 9
Cellular component (GO): cytoplasm; nucleus
Molecular function (GO): heat shock protein binding
Source: RefSeq, a predicted model, not a curated record
CAGGCCAGCGCGCCAAAUUGAUACUGCCAACAAAGAGGGGUAAAACCGUCAGGAUGGGUUUGCUCGAGCGCUGUCAGGAGCUCUUCAAGACCUCAAACCUGUACGAGGUGCUGGGCAUCAACAAGGAGGCGACCGAGGCGGAGAUCCGGAGGAGCUACUACAAAGUGUCGCUGAAAGUCCAUCCAGACCGGGCUCCUGAGGACCCGCUGGCCACGGAGAAAUUUCAGGUGUUGGGAAAGCUGUAUGCGGUGCUGAGCGAUAAGGAGCAGAAAGCUGUUUAUGAUGAGCAGGGGGUGGUGGAUGAAGAGUCUGACAUCCUGAGUCAAGAUCGCUGCUGGGAAGACUACUGGAGACUGCUAUUCCCCAAGAUUACAGUGAAGGACAUCCUUGAAUUUGAGAGUAAAUAUAAGGGCUCUGAUGAGGAGCGGCAGGAUGUGAUCCAGCUGUAUGUGCAGCACCAGGGAAACAUGGACGCCAUCAUGGAAUCGGCCAUGUGCUGCUCCCAGGAAGAUGAGCCCAGGCUGUGCAGCAUCAUCCAGGCUGCCAUCGAGAGAGGAGAAGUCGAAGCAUUUCCAGCAUUUACUCAGGAGAGCAACAAGAAGAAGAGGGCUCGGAGGAAGAGGGCUGACAGAGAGCGACAAGAAGCAGAAGAAAUGCAGAAAGAGAUGGGGCUCGGUGAUGAGGAUGACAGUCUUGUGAUGAUGCUUAAGCAAAAACAGAAGUCCAGAGAGCAGAAUUUCAACAGUUUCCUGUCUGACCUGGAAGCAAAAUACUCCAAAAAAAGUGAGAAGUCCCAAAAAGGAAAAAGAGGAAAAAAGUGAAAAGCAUACAGGCUCUGGUUAUGGCAGAUAAAAUGUAUAUAAAUGGCGGCACAUGUUCUUAUUUAGAUAGAAUAACAGCAUUGAAGUUCAUUCCCUCUGUGUGUCCGUCAGCAGCUUUUUAUGUGACGCUUAUCAAAAUGUAAAUGUAUCUUUUAUUUCUUGUCGUGUGUUUCAAAGUCUUCAUAAAGCACAAAUAAAUACAUAUUUAUA